Fusarium keratoplasticum is the source of this 2463-nucleotide messenger RNA. RefSeq names its product PA14 domain-containing protein. The transcript has 2 exons. Lineage: Eukaryota; Fungi; Ascomycota; Sordariomycetes; Hypocreales; Nectriaceae. The record is from RefSeq and is a predicted model, not a curated record. Bases 1 to 2463 code for a protein of 820 amino acids.
AUGCGUCUCCAAACCUUUGUCUGGGGCAGCGCAGCCCUGUUACUUUCGAGCACAGGUCUCUCUACAGCUGGCGUGCCUGAUUGCCCCAACGGAUUCCAGGUUAUCGAACUUCAGCCUUAUGAAGUCAUUUGUGAUGGAACCACCUCGGCUUCCACUCGCACUAGGGCUUAUACUAUUCCAUUCGAGCCUCUGGGUACCAAUCCUCCUGGCCAAAACGGCACUCCUGGACCGCCCAAUGGUCCUGGGAAGCCUCAGAUCCCAGGUCAACCCGCAACUUUAGCAAACCCCAACCCGCCACCUGUUCAGCCAAAUCCCCCAGGGCAACCUCAGGUACCAGGUCAACCCAUUGUUCCUGGCCAUCCUGGAAGUCCCAAUGAGCCGGAAUCUCCCCCUGGUGUUGUCACCAUCACCAUUACUGGCAUACCUCCCCCGCUGAAGACUGAGGGUAUCCCUCCGCCGAGAGGGGGUUUCCGGACCAUCACUGAAUACGUAUUCCCUCCCCCAGUCCCUGGAACUACCACGUCCUUCGUGACAGGCCCAACUCCUGGAACAACGACCGUUCCGCCAGCUCCUGGCUGCUCAGACUCCGAUUGUAUUCAUACCAUCGUGGUAACUGUCCCGGGACCUAUCCCCAGUCUUACUACCACAAUUACAACGACCCCACGAGCGCCAGGCACGAGCACGGUCGUAGUCACAGGCCCUCCCCCUUUGGAUACUCCAAAUACAAGAUUUAUAACGACCACUGUCCCAGGAACUACUCCUGGAACCAUCACUAUCCCCCCAGCUUCGAAUUGUAAGACCUCAUGCGUGGAAACUGUGGUGGUCACGACUGUUCCCACAACGCCACCCAACACUGCCAUCACAUUGACUGAGGUCUGCACGGCUACAACCUUCUGCGAGCCCAUUACCAUUACGCCUCCGGUGGAUUGUGUGCGUCCUUGUACAACGACGGUCAUUACCUACCCUCCCAACACACCAUCCUUCACUACGACGCCGCCUGAUAUUGUCACGACAAUCAUGGGGACUUGCACUAGCACAGGCUCUUGCGAGCCCGUCAUUACUAUUCCGCCUGCGAAUAACUGCAAGCACCCAUGCACAACGACAGUCAUUACCUACCCUCCCAGGACACCAUCCCUCACGACUACACCUCCGGAUGUCAUCACCACUAUCACUGAGCCAUGUCCUAGUACUGGAACCUGUGAGCCUGUGGUUACUGUGCCACCCCCCAGUGACUGCACUCGCCCCUGCACAACAUCGGUGUUUGUCCGCCCUUCUAGCUCAGUGUCUCUCACAACUACGCCCCCUCCUAACAUCAUCACAACUAUCACUGAGCCAUGUCCCAGUACCGGAACCUGCGAGCCUGUGGUCACGGUACCACCCCCCAGUGAUUGCACUCGCCCCUGUACAACAUCGGUGUUUGUCCGUCGCUCAACCAGUUCAUCAGAGGCUCCCUCUAGCACUACAGACGGAUCUUCGUCGACGGAAGAGCCGUCUACGACAACAGUGACAUCCUCAACACAAGACCCUACUACAUCCGAAGAGUCCACAACCACCGAGGAGACCACCACGUCAACCACAAGCGAGGACUCUACUACCUCUCAAGAGCCUACAACUACUCAAGCGUUUACGACCACAACAGAGUCUACCACGUCCCAAGGGCCCACAACCUCUGAUGAGACUACCACACCGGCAGAGUCAACCACGUCUGAGGAGUCAACCACAUCUGCCGAAUCCACAACCACCACAGUACCAACCACAACGGAUGCACCCACAAGCACUGAGGAAUCUACAACUUCCGAUACCCCAUCAACAACAACAUCGGAAACCCCGCCCUGCACGCCAGGCCUCGAAUGGGCGUUCUAUAACUUUGAACAGGCCCCUGACGGGGAAACCAACCCUGGUCAGAUCCCAUAUCAUCCUACUGAGCAGACUACAACCUGGUCACAGCAAACAUUCCAGAUUGGCACUUCUCUUAGCGGGCAAUCCCCAGGAUCAAGGGGAACAACCACGACUGUUGGCAUACCGAGCCAGGAUCAGACCUUUACUGUCUACGGCACAGAUACUGGCACAAAUGCCCAGUACAACAUCGUGCAGCACACUGGCUACUUCCACCCCAACAAGGUUGGCACAUACACUUUCAAUCUCCCAGGCGAUCAGCUAGACGAUGUCGUAUACACUUGGAUCGGAGAUCCGGCAAGGUCGGGAUACAAUAACGGCAAUGCCUACUACAUCGCCGAUUACUACGCACCUACUUCGAGGUCCUUCACCUACGAUGUCCAGAAUGCCGGAGACUACAUCCCGUUCAGGUUGUCGUGGGUCAACGCUCAGCAGGGUGGUGGCUUUGGCUUUUCCGUUGAGGAUCCCGAUGGCAAUGUUAUCCUGUCUGACAGUACUCCAACCACUGAUGGACAAUUCGUCAAUGGAUGUGCUAACUCUGUUGAUGCCCCUCCUUUUGAUUUUUGA